AGUCCAAAAUGGCUUGUCAAAUAUAUAUUCACUAUAUAUAUUAUGGGCAAGUAUGGAAUAAUUUCAUAUAGCUUCAAAGAAAAACUAUAUAUGGAUCAUAUUGUUUCAUCUUCUUUUCUCUCAUUAUUUCUUCUUUUUAUUUUGCUUCAACAACAAGGGGAAGCCACUAAAAAGCCUUAUAUUGUGUACUUGGGAACACAUUCACAUUCUCAUGGUGUGAACCCUUCUUCUGAUGAUCUUGAAAGUGCCACAAAUUCUCAUUACAACCUUCUUGGAUCAUACUUAGGAAGUGAGGAAAAAGCAAAAGAUGCCAUAUUUUACUCAUACAAUAGACAUAUUAAUGGCUUUGCUGCAAUUCUUGAUGAGACAGAAGCUGCACAAAUUAGAAAGCAUCCAGAUGUGAUAUCAGUCUUUCUGAGCAAAGGAGUAAAGAAAUUUCAUACAACUCAUUCAUGGGAAUUUCAAAGAUUGGAAAGAAAAGGUGUUAUCCCUUAUCAAUCUAUUUGGAGCAAAACACAAUUGGGUGAAGAUGUGAUUAUUGGAAACUUGGAUAGUGGUGUUUGGUCUGAAUCGAAGAGUUUUGAUGAAUAUGAAGGGAUCGGACCUAUUCCAUCAAAGUGGCGUGGAAGUUGCCAACCAGUUGUUAAAGACAAAGUCCGUUGUAAUAGAAAACUAAUAGGAGCAAAAUACUUUAGCAAAGGCUAUAUUGCACUCAUGAAGACUCUCAUCAACAACACUUCUUCGCUUCAAUCCUUUAUGCGAAAGGUGAACUUUUUCACUAGUCGAGAUAGGGAAGGGCAUGGUACACACACACUUUCUACUGCAGGGGGUAGUUUCGUCCAUGGAGCAAAUAUAUUUGGAAAUGGGAAUGGCACAGCAAAAGGUGGAUCCCCAAAAGCUCGUGUUGCUGCUUAUAAGAUCGGUGGUUGGCUAAACGCUGAUGAUAUGCCUAAUGCGCCUGCCUACACUGAUGCUGAUGUUAUGGCGGGCUUUGAUGCUGCAAUAAGUGACGGUGUAGACAUAAUUUCACUCUCUCUGGGUAGUGAUACACCUACUGAAUAUUUUGAUGAUGUAGUUUCGAUAGGGAGUUUUCAUGCUAUUAUGAAAAACAUUGUUGUGGUUGCCUCGGCUGGAAAUGAAGGACCUGAUCCAAAGACUGUAACUAGUGUAUCGCCAUGGACUAUAACCGUGGCAGCUAGCACACUUGACCGCGAGUUUUACAAUUACGUUUCUCUAGGAAACAAAAAACACCUUAAGGGAGUAACUCUUUCUUCAGGAGGCUUGCCAUCACAAAAGUUUUAUCCAUUGAUUUAUGGUGGAUUCUGCAACCCUAAAAGUCUUCAACCAAAUAUUGCAAAGGGAAAGAUUUUGGUUUGUCUUGUUGGAGAUAAUACUACAACACUUGAAAAGGGUCACCAAGCUUCUCUUGUUGGUGCUGUUGGAAUGAUUCUUUUCAAUCAUCCCUUAAUUGGGAAUGAAGUCACUCCUGAGUCUCAUGUGCUCCCAACAUCUCAUCUCAAUGCCAUUCAAGGCAAUUUUCUAGUUGAUUACCUCAACACUACAAGAAAUCCUGUUGCAUACAUAACUCCAACAAAGACUAAAAUUGGAGUAAAGCCAGCGCCAGUCAUGGCUUCAUUUUCAUCAAGAGGACCUAACGUUAUUCAACCAGCUUUAAUUAAGCCAGAUAUUACAGCACCAGGAGUCCUUAUUAUUGCUGCAUAUAGUGAAUCUGCUUCACCAACAAGUGAAUCAUUUGAUAAGCGUCAAGUCAAAUUCAAUGCAAUCUCAGGAACUUCAAUGUCAUGCCCUCAAGUUUCUGGGAUAGCUGGUCUUUUGAAAUCUCUAUACCCAAAUUGGAGUUCAGCAGCAAUUCAUUCAGCUAUAAUGACUACAGCAAGAGUUCGUGAUAACAACAAUGAGGCAAUGUUGGAUUGGGACAUGAAAAAAGCAACACCCUUUCAAUAUGGUUCGGGUCACAUUCAACCUAAUCGAGCUAUGGAUCCUGGACUUGUGUAUGAUCGAACAAUCGAUGAUUACAUGAACUUUUUGUGUGCUCAUGGCUACAAUGAAACAAUGCUCAAGAAGUUCUACAAUAAAUCAUAUAAAUGCCCUAAAUCAUUCACUUUAGCCAACUUCAACUACCCUUCCAUUGCAGUUACAAAUCUAAGUUCAAAAUCGGUUACAAUCGUUAUUAGAAAAGUUAAGAAUGUUGGCUCGCCAGGCACCUACAAAGCAUAUGUGAGAGCUCCACCGGGAGUUUCGAUUUAUGUUAGACCCAAUAAUUUACAAUUUACCAAAGUUGGUGAAGAGAAGAAAUUUGAGAUAAUUUUGAAGCCAAAGGUUGUUGGGAAGCCUAAAGAUUAUGUGUUUGGACAAUUAAAAUGGUCUGAUGGAAAGCAUUAUGUAAGGAGUCCUAUCGCAGUGAAGUACUAAAAUUAAUAAGGAAUAAUGCAAAAUAUUGAUCAAAUAUUAUGAUCAUAUUAUGAAUAAUAUUUUGUAUAAUAUUUUGUCAACAAUUCAAAGAGUAUUUGGUUAUAUAUCCAUUUAUUUAUUA
Messenger RNA from Cannabis sativa, 2554 nucleotides. RefSeq names its product subtilisin-like protease SBT5.3. Gene Ontology annotation, molecular function: serine-type endopeptidase activity. The record is from RefSeq and is a predicted model, not a curated record. Gene Ontology annotation, biological process: proteolysis. The transcript has 11 exons. Bases 43 to 2433 code for a protein of 796 amino acids. NCBI's taxonomy places the organism in Eukaryota, Viridiplantae, Streptophyta, Magnoliopsida, Rosales, Cannabaceae.